Messenger RNA from Ixodes scapularis (black-legged tick), 1735 nucleotides. RefSeq names its product co-chaperone protein HscB homolog (gene Hsc20). Gene Ontology annotation, cellular component: mitochondrion. Gene Ontology annotation, biological process: [2Fe-2S] cluster assembly; protein complex oligomerization. Gene Ontology annotation, molecular function: ATPase activator activity; protein-folding chaperone binding. NCBI's taxonomy places the organism in Eukaryota, Metazoa, Arthropoda, Arachnida, Ixodida, Ixodidae. The transcript is spliced from 2 exons. Bases 31 to 840 code for a protein of 269 amino acids. The record is from RefSeq and is a predicted model, not a curated record.
CGCUAUCGCGCGACGAUCGCACGCGGAAACAUGGCGGCCUCCAUGCGAUUGUCGGCUGCUUUCAAGAAACCCGGGCUUUCUUCCGGAUUUUCGAAAUAUGUCUCCUCCUUUUCCGUCGCUAAACCAAGCGUAAUUUGCAGUUCGCCGCUCGCGAAUCGACAUUUUUCGGUGUGCAUGCUCAAACCGAAGCUUCGCGGAUCUUGCGAGCAACUAUUCAGGAAUCAGUCGGUCCGCUUCAAGCAACGACCUUUCGGUCAGGUCUGUUGGAACUGCCGCGGACCGGUGACACGAACCGACGUCGUCUGCAAGAAAUGUGACAGCCUCUUGGACACAUACGGCAAACUCAAUUACUUCGAGAUUAUGGGUGAAACGCCACGCUACGACAUCGAUGCUUCCAAACUUCAAGAGAGGCUGCACGAGAUGCAAAAGAGCCUACACCCCGACAGGUUCGCCUCCAAAUCGAGGAAAGAGCAAGACCUUUCGGACGACCUGUCCGCCCUGGUGAAUCAGGCGUACCAGAUCCUAUCCAGGCCCGAGAAGCGGGCCCGCUACCUGCUCGAACUGCACGGCAUCGACCUGCAGGCGAUCGAACUGGACGCGCCGUUCCUGGACCGCAUGAUGGAGCUGAACGAGCGGGUGGCCGACAUGGACCCAGCCCGAGACCAGGACACGGCCAGGGAACUCCUGCAGACGGUCCGCGUCGAGAUCUCGCUCCUCAACGAGCAGAUGGACUCUUUUUUCCAGAAGGACGACCUGGAACGGGCCUGCGUCGCACUGGCCAAGCUGAUGUACUUGCGGAACGUCGAAACUCUACUUCGGGACGUGCUGAAAGAGCUCUAAAGCGCGCGACACUCCGGCUAUGCACUUGAUCGGUUGGAAUGUUAUUUUUGUUCCUCUUUACCUUGCACACAGUGUGGUCCUACGGUUUAAUUGGUUCAUCGAUGUCGAUACUAUUAAACCGUGGUGGCGAUUCACAUAUGCACACACGCUACGCCGAUGAGGGACGAACGGCGUGGUCAUUCCUGCGGUUUGAUACCUUGUAUGGCAUUAGAUAGUUUUAUACUCCGUUUACCUUUAAGUUGAGACUGCAGCUGAAACUUUAAAACGCGAGCUAGCUUGCGCUCGUUUUGCGGAAGAACGCUUCAAAGCAGCGACCUCGAGCACUCGUGCUUGUGGCAUUGGCUGCGGUACAGUAGAUCGUACGCUGCAGCGUAGCCUCCUAUAUACUGACAAAGCCUGGCAGAUCGCCACGAAAAGUGGCCGCCGAAAUGGUAAAGGUGGAGUGUCAGGCAACGGAUGAGAGGAGAGCCACGUGACUGGCGCCCCGCUGCGUCGGGACGCGGAACCACGGUUCUUCCGAACGAACAACUGUGUUUCGGGUCCUCGCCGAGCCGUAUAUGUAGAGAGUUUGGCCAUUCGUUGGGGAGUAUAGGAGACAGAUAAGGAGGCGCCAUUCGCCGAAAGCGGGCUGCAUGGGCGUGUUCCAGGGCGUCUCAACAAAUUCGAAUGCGGCUAACCAGAAGCCGGAAAUAAUAUCCUGGCGAUAGUCGCGAGAAACAAACCUAAUAAGUGCAUCGGGGUGACUCUCGCUGAGUCAAAAUAUGGUGCACGUGAUGUUUCAAUCACGGUCAUCCAAAAUCAUGGUGGAAGAGUGCGACUAGUGGAACGUUCGACAUGAUCCGUGCGCCAAGCGUCGAGGGCCGGGAAUCUGCCGUCCGAGCGGUCACUCACUAUU